Argiope bruennichi is the source of this 1905-nucleotide messenger RNA. RefSeq lists its product as uncharacterized. The transcript has 2 exons. Gene Ontology annotation, biological process: intracellular signal transduction. Lineage: Eukaryota; Metazoa; Arthropoda; Arachnida; Araneae; Araneidae. The record is from RefSeq and is a predicted model, not a curated record. The coding region runs from base 324 to 1592 and encodes 422 amino acids.
UUAGAUCUGUGUCUAUCUACUGAGUGUAGUGGUUUGAUUUGUAUUUCUUAGAAUACAAAUUUUUUUUAAAGUUGGCUUGAUUAAAUCAGCCAGUUUCAAUGAAAUUGUAGAUAAAUAUCGCUAUUAUCUUCUAUUUUAUUUGGAAAACGAGCAUUGUUAUAGAGACAAAAAGGUUCCUCUUAUUCUGAUAUAGCGAAACUAAAUUCUAUUAAGUAUUUUGGAAUAGUUAAUUUUGAGAGACCUUGAGCAUAAAUAUUUAAUAGUUUCCUCACUAUUUCAAACUAUUUGUUUUGUUAGAAUAAAUUAUUUCGAAGACAGCAAAUAUGGAUGGAAUAGAGUAUGAUUAUUCUCGAAGGCCCUCGCAACGUACACUCGUAGAACUUAUGGAUCCAGAGAGUAUCAUAAAAUGCUGCUUCAUCGUUCAUAAAUCAGUGUCAUAUCUGGAUUUAAGCAUUUCUCAUCAUUCGACUCUCAUCAGAAAAAGAGGACUCGAAAGAUGUUUGAAAGGAAUGUUUCGGUCAUUUCCCGAUCUUCUAACAACAACUUUCAUUUGCACUGAAGAACAUCUCAGACGAAUAUUCGCACCAAAGAGAAGACUGUUAUAUUUAUAUCAUUUGGAUCUACCAAAAGGACGAGAAAGAAGUUUGAGAAGAGGGAGACCUCGGGAUCAAAGCUUGAUCGCCUGUAGCAGAAUUUACUUUCUGCGGGCCUACCCUUGCCUGUACAAAAGAAAGUUUUGGCUGUAUAUUCAGGAAGCAGUUAAGCAUUCAAACCGGAAGGUGGAUUUGAUUUUACGUCUUUUGAAGCCAAUGAAAUUUAUCGUUUUAAUAAACCAUUUUUUCACUCUAGUAUACCAGUUUCUGGAGAUUCUGUACUCUAGAUGUACCAAUUCUGAGGUUUUUGUAAAGUUCAUCUCUCAGAUCGAUUUUAGAGAGUGGCUCCUUUAUAAUUCUGGGCGAAGAUAUAUUUUAGAAUCAAUACUUUUCCAUUGCUAUAAAUGUAAAUAUUAUUUAUUGGAGCAAAUGCCGUUCUGUUGUGAUCCAAUUAACAUGUGUAUGAUCACCGGGAAGUUCGAUCUUGUGGCUGUUCUUCUUCGAUAUCGAGAUGCGCCUCGAUUUGCCAUAUUCCCAUGCGAAGAUAUGGCUAUGUAUAUGACUAGACAACCCAGAGCCCGCUUGCUAGAACCAGUUUUUGAAGGAUUAAUAAGUUCCCGAAGACUGUUACUGCUUCUGCAGAUCAUUCGCAGCUUCUUGGAAGGAUCCAGCGUGCGUACAAUAACAGGAGUCACUUAUGCAACAAGGUCUGAAGCAUUGAGACUUGUUUGGAAUUCGAUUCCAGAUUCUUACAUCACCUUCGAUGAGAUGACUAGGAUAUGUGGAAGGAAAUAUGGAAUUACAAAUUUAAGGAAUGCUCAUUAUACAUACAGAAAAGCUGUCUUGUUUGACUCUCCUUUCAUACAACCGAGAUCUUUGAAGCAGUAUUGUCGGACGAUCAUUCGAAGAUUACUCAAUGACAACCACCUGUUACCAGACGGAAUCGAUUGUCUUGGUUUACCUAACGACCUUAAACUAUUCUUAAAACUUCAGUCCUAAUUCUACAGACAUAAGAAUUUAUCUCUUAAAUUAAAGUGUGUAUGCUUAUUCAUCAAUCGUUGCCUUUACCAAAAAAGCUGUCUUGUUUGAUUCUUUCAUAAGCCAAAAUCUUUGAGGCAAUACUGCCGGACAUCCAUCCGAUUAUAACUCAAUGACAUUCAGCUUUUACCAAAAAGAGUUGAUCACCCAAACGACCUUAAACUGUUCUUGAAUUUUCAGUCAUAGUUCUGUAGACAUUCUUCUCAGAAAUUUAGGUUCAUCUGUGUCGACCAGUAUUAUCGCUGCGUUUGAAAAAUAUCUUCGUGUAACAAAU